Messenger RNA from Myripristis murdjan (pinecone soldierfish), 5607 nucleotides. It is a transcript of the gene arhgap35b, whose product is annotated as Rho GTPase activating protein 35b. The record is from RefSeq and is a predicted model, not a curated record. Gene Ontology annotation, molecular function: GTPase activity; GTPase activator activity; GTP binding. The transcript has 7 exons. NCBI's taxonomy places the organism in Eukaryota, Metazoa, Chordata, Actinopteri, Holocentriformes, Holocentridae. Gene Ontology annotation, biological process: regulation of cell size; Rho protein signal transduction; regulation of axonogenesis. Bases 891 to 5486 code for a protein of 1531 amino acids. Gene Ontology annotation, cellular component: cytosol.
GCGACGUGCUGCAGUUGUGUGAGGGCGCCGCUGGGUGAGACUCUCCGCCGCUUCUGUCUCCACAGCUCCCUUUUCCCAAAGAAAAGAAGAGGAGAAUUAGGUCUGGGGAGGAGGGCCGCCGCCAUUAUCGGAAAGCUGGAGAAAAUCCACUUUCACACACGCUAUCUGCUGAUAAAUUGAUAAGGACAUGAACAAUUUCUGUUGCAGCAGAGGCCUAUUUCAGACGAAACACCACGGCUGUUGCAACAAACUCACCGUUGUCCCUGUGCGCGACCGACCCAGCAUUAUGUGGGCACAACAAUGGACAGAAUAAUUGUUGAAAAAGCAACGUGGUGAACCGAGAAGGAGACGGUUAAGCGGAUUUUUAAACGCCUGUAUUUCUCACGAGGAAACUUGCAAGAACAACAUUGAAUCGGACUAUUAUUUGGGGAUUUUUUUUUUUUUUAAAUUUCUGGCAUUCCCGUGUUUUAACGCAAAGAAAACACGGAUGCAGAGCGAGAAAUUACAGGCAUGGGCAAAAGGAUACGUGAGUUAAAUAACCACAGGAACACGCCGUAGUAUUAUCUUUGUUAUUUGAGAAUUGAGGCGACCUAUAGUGCAUUCUGCGUCUUUAUGCUCAUGCACAUCAGGCGGCGAGGGCUGCGGCAAGCGCUGGCCUGACAGAUGCAAGGAGAGAAAGGGAGAAUGCGAUGGGCUUGCACCAUAUAAGGAAUGAAUGAAAGAAACCUCUACUCUUGUUGUACCACUGCACUGAUGUUAAAUUAAAGUUGGAGCCAAAUACAAGAAACUGAAAUCUGAUCUCCUCUGUGAAUCAGCUACUUUAUGGACAAACAUCCAAGCCUACUCCCUUAUACAGUGCCUGUUUAUGGCAGGAUGAUUGGCAGUAGACUAUGAUGAUGGCGAAAAAGCAAGAUGCCCGGUCGCCCAUUUACAACCUUAUUGUGGUGGGUUUGUCAGGAACAGAGAAAGAGAAGGGGCAAUGUGGUGUUGGCAAAUCCUGCCUGUGUAAUCGCUUUGUGCGGCCUAGUGCUGAUGACUUCUAUUUGGACCACACUUCUGUUCUGAGCACCAGUGACUUUGGGGGUCGAGUGGUUAAUAAUGAUCACUUCUUGUUUUGGGGAGAGGUGGCACGGGUUCUGGAUGAGGGGCCAGAGUGCAGAAUGCACGUUGUGGAGCAAACAGAAUUCAUUGAUGAUCAGACAUUUCAGCCACACCGUAGCACUGCUAUGCAGCCCUACAUCAAAAGAGCAGCUGCAACCAAGCUGGCUUCAGCAGAGAAGCUCAUGUACUUCUGCACAGACCAGUUGGGCCUGGAGCAAGACUUUGAGCAGAAGCAAAUGCCCGAAGGCAAGCUACAGGUUGAUGGAUUCCUGCUUUGUGUUGACGUCAGCCGUGGCAUGAACCGCAACUUUGAUGACCAGUUGAAAUUUGUCACUAACCUGUAUGGUCAGCUUAGCAAGACUAAGAAACCCAUUGUGCUGGUCCUCACCAAAUGUGAUGAAGGAGUUGAACGUUAUAUCAAAGAUUCACAUACGUUUGCCAUCACUAAAAAGAGUCUGCCAGUGGUUGAAACAUCUGCGCGCUCAAAUAUCAAUGUGGACCUUGCCUUCCUCACUCUGGUGCAACUUAUUGAUAAGAGCAGGGGCAAGCCCAAGAUCAUUCCUUACUUUGAAGCUCUGAAGCUCCAGAGUCAACAGAUAGCCUCUGCCAAGGAUCGCUAUGAAUGGCUAGUAAACCGCAUUGUAAAGAAUCAUAAUGAAACCUGGUUAAACACUAGUCGACGCAUGAACACUUCUGCAGAGUACAAAGAAUACGUCUUCUUGGAGGGAACGGCAAAAUGCAAAAAGCUCUUUCAGCAGCACGUCUACCGCCUGAAGCAGGAACAUAUUGAGAGGCGUCGGAAAAUAUACUUGAGCACUCUUCCCUUAGCACUUAGUUCUUUGGUGCCUGACCUGGAUGAGAUAGAUCAGCUGAGCUGGUCUGGUGUACAGAAGGUUCUGGAGUCCAAGCAGCACUUCGCCCACUGGUUUGUUGUUCUGGAAGACUCGCCAUGGGAGGAUACAUCUCACAUUGACAACAUGGAGGAUGAGCGAAUUCCUUCAGACUUGUUGGAGACUGCAGCAGCAGAGGCUAUAUUUGAUGCCCACCUGGAACAUUUGCGUAAUGAGUGCAGACGAGCAGAGAUGAGGCAGGAGUUCAAACAGAAGUUGGCCUCCUCUCCCUUCGUCACUCCUGGCAAGCCUUGGGAGGAAGCUCGUAGCUUUAUCAUGAAUGAAGAAUUCUACCAGUGGCUGGAGGAGCCAGAGUAUUUGGAUCUCUAUAACCGCCACCAGAAGGAGAUCAUUGACCGUGCUAAAGAGGACUUUCAAGAGCUGCUGCUGGAGUACUCUGAGCUCUUUUAUGAGCUUGAGGUCGAUGCUAAGCCAAGCAAGGAGAAGAUGGGGGCGAUCCAGGAGGUUUUGGGGGAGGAACAGAGGUUCAAAGCCCUACAGAAACUUCCAGCUGAGAGGGAUGCUCUAGUAUUGAAGCAUAUCCACUUUGUCUAUCAUCCUACCAAGGAGACCUGCCCUAGCAGUCCUCACUGUGGAGACUUUAAGAUUGAGCAACUCUUAGCAUCGCAUUUCCCCACAUGUUACCCCUUUUUUGAUAUGAAAGCUCAUUUUGGAGACACCAAGGCUGACAGGAUUAACCUUGUGAUACUGGGAAAGGACGGGCUGGCCAGGGAAUUUGCCAAUGAGAUUAGGGCUCUCUGCACGAAUGAUGACCGGUACGUGCUAGAUGGGAAGAUGUAUGAGCUGACACUGCGGCCCAUUGAGGGCAAUGUACGUCUUCCAGUGAAUUCCUUCCACACUCCCACUUUCACCCCUCACGGAUGUCUGUGUCUGUAUAAUUCCAAGGAGUCCCUCUCCUACGUGGUAGAAAGCCUUGAGAGGCUUAGGGAGUCAACACUAGGUCGAAGGGACAGCCAACUAGCUCAGCUGUCAACAUCGCUGCUUCUGGUCACUAAGAGGGGUGUGGGAUCAUAUGUGGAUAUUGGUGGAGAAACUGCCUUAAGCCUAAUAACACAGGGACAGCAGGUUGCGAGGAGACUGCAGUGUAGCUUUUUAGACCCUGCCUCCCCUGGUGUGGGCUAUGGCCAUAAUGUUAAUGAGACUCAAAUCAACCAGGUGCUGAGGAGCCUUCUGGAUAUUAGGAGGAGUACAUCCUUUAGUAGCAGCUCCCCACCCCUCCUGCCUGAGCCUCCAGGUGUCCGAGACUCUCCUCAUCAGCCCAUUCCAGAGGCAGACAUUCGCAUUGUUAUGUGCUUAAUGUGUGGAGACUCUUAUGACAUUGAACAGCUCCUGUCCCCCUUUCUAAUGCCUCAGCAUUGCAGACCCCUAUCUAAUAGUGGCACCUCCGUAAUGCUAGAGCAGACAGUUAGCGGACACAAGCUGGUUAUAGAGCUCUCUCUGCUCUCCUACCAUGCCUCCUUCACUUUGCGGAAGAGCAGGUUAGUACAUGGCUACAUCGCCGUCUAUUCAGUCUCCCGAAAAGCCUCCCUGGAGACCCUGUGUGCAUUCUUGUGUGAGGUUCAGGACAUCAUCCCAGUGCAGCUGCUGGCAGUGGGGGAUAGCCAGGCAGAGCUCACUGACAGUGAUUAUGCCCGUGAACAGCUGAUCCAGGGGGAGGAGCUUGCCCAUGAGAUUGAGGGUCGUUUCAACAGUGUGGUCUGUGGGUCCGGAGGGGUGGUGGGAGGCCUGCACAGGAUAGAGAUGUUCCAGCCUUUUCUGAUUGAGGUGGUAGAGAAACGCAACAUUGUGGAGGCCACUCAUAUGUAUGAUAAUGUGGCUGAGGCCUGCACCAAUGAGAAUGUGUACUCCCCCCGCUGUAGCUCUCCCAGUCCUGUCACCAUGUUCCUGGAUUCUGAGGAUGAUGUGGAGCCAUCGCCACCCUACUACGAUGGCACGCUAACUUCUCAUAGUGGGGGCUUCAACCUGCCUGACUUAGAUUCCAGUGACAUAUCUGUCAUCUCUGAUAUCAGCUCUUUUGAGAACAAGCUAAACAACAAAGUACCCCCACAAGUUAGAGUUAAACCGACUGUGACCUUUGACUUUCGGAAAGUGAGUCGUAACCCAUACACUGAUACAGUUGGCCAUCGUCGCUCCCUGCCCUCUGCUGUUACCUGGGUUCCUGGUGGGGAUGGAGGCUAUGAUCCCUCAGAUUACGCUGAGCCCAUUGAUGCUGUUUCAAAACCCCGCCCAAGCAAUGAGGAGAUCAUCUACUCAGUGCCACACGAUAGCACGCAGGGCAAGAUCAUCACCAUCCGCAAUUCCAACAGGAUGCACUCCAAUGGCAAUGGCUCGGACAGUGAAGCAGACAGCAGCUCUCUGGAGCGAAGGAGGAAAUUCUCAGCAGCAGGUGUGAAACCUCGUCUUUAUCGUGACCGCUCCAAGCGCCUUGGCAAGUUCAGCAGCUUUCGCACAAGCUUCAUCGGCAGUGAUGAUGAGAUGGGAGCUCUUCAGAAAUCCAAGGAGGAUGAUUUCGGGACCCUGAAAGGAGAAAGCCUUAUUGAGGAGAGUGAGGACCCAAAAAAGAGGAACAUUCUGAAGAGCCUGCGGCGGACAGCCAAGAAAACAAGACCAAAGCCCCGUCCAGCCAUUCCCAAGCCCCUGGAGAGCAAUUACUUUGGGGUCCCCCUUGUAAAUGUGGUAUCUCCAGACAGACCUAUCCCACUCUUUAUCGAGAAGUGUGUCCGCUUUAUUGAGACAACAGGCUUGAAUACAGAGGGUUUGUACCGGGUAAGCGGUAACAAGUCAGAGAUGGAAAGCAUGCAGAGGCAGUUUGACCAGGACCAUGGACUAGACCUGGUAGAAAAAGACUUCUCCAUCAACACUGUUGCUGGAGCCCUGAAGAGCUUCUUCUCUGAGCUGCCUGAGCCCCUGGUGCCUUGUGCCCUGCAGGUGGACCUACUGGAUGCUUUCAAGAUCAAUGACAGAGAGCAGAGGCUUUAUACCAUGAAGGAUGUCCUGAGGAAGUUCCCCAGGGAGAAUUAUGAUGUCUUCAAAUAUGUGAUGAGCCACUUGCACAAGGUGAGCCAGUUUAGCAGGGUGAACCUGAUGACCAGUGAGAACUUGUCCAUCUGUUUCUGGCCCACCCUCAUGAGACCAGACUUCACUACUAUGGAUGCCCUGACUGCCACACGCACCUACCAGACAAUCAUUGAGACCUUCAUCCACCAGUGUGCAUUCUUCUUCUACAACCAGCCCCUCCUCGAUUCCCCCUUGGGCCCAGCAGGCCUGCCUGCCUCACCCACCACCACCCUCACCGGGGGCUCUGCGUAUUCCUGUUACCGCUCCUCUCCGCCACACACCACCACGCACUUCAGCCCCCUGCAGCAAUCCCCACCCACCACCCCCCAGUCCCCUCUGCAGUCCCUGCUCCCCCCUCUGCACCAACACCAACACCCCCACUCCCACCAUUCCCCCGCCGAACAAGAGACACUGUGAGAGACAAUUAAACCACGUGUGCCCAUGAUGAUGCUGGACUUUAUCACCAACACACAAGAAGAAAAAAAAAAUACACAUGCACGCACACACUACAUUUUUUGGUCAUGGACAACCUAGGUUG